This is a messenger RNA of Clupea harengus (Atlantic herring), 1549 nucleotides long. It is a transcript of the gene mipb, whose product is annotated as major intrinsic protein of lens fiber b. Gene Ontology annotation, biological process: water transport; transmembrane transport. Gene Ontology annotation, molecular function: channel activity; water transmembrane transporter activity. NCBI's taxonomy places the organism in Eukaryota, Metazoa, Chordata, Actinopteri, Clupeiformes, Clupeidae. The record is from RefSeq and is a predicted model, not a curated record. Gene Ontology annotation, cellular component: plasma membrane.
AUGUGGGAGUUCCGGUCCAUGAUGUUCUGGCGGGCGGUGUUCGCCGAGUUCUUCGGCACCAUGUUCUUCGUGUUCUUCGGCAUGGGGGCGGCCCUGCGCUGGACCAGCGGGCCCUACCACGUCUUCCACACGGCGCUCUGCUUCGGCUUCGCCGCGGCCACCCUCAUCCAGUCCAUCGGCCACAUCAGUGGCGGCCACAUCAACCCAGCUGUCACCUUUGCCUACCUGGUGGGCUCCCAGAUGUCCCUGUUCCGUGCCGUCUUCUACAUCUGCGCCCAGUGCUUGGGUGCUAUGGCUGGCGCUGCCGUGCUCUACGGAGUCACGCCCACUAACAUGAGGGGCACUAUGGCACUCAAUACGCUUCAGCCUGGCAUCAGCCUGGGCAUGGGCACCACAGUAGAGGUAUUCCUCACCAUGCAGCUGGUGAUCUGCAUCUUUUCUGUGACCGAUGAGAGGAGGAACGGACGCAUGGGCUCCGCUGCCCUGGCCAUUGGCUUCUCUGUCACCUUGGGCCACCUCAUGGGGAUGUACUACACUGGAGCUGGUAUGAAUCCGGCCAGGUCUUUUGCUCCCGCUGUCCUGAUGAGGAAUUUCGUCAACCACUGGGUGUAUUGGGUUGGGCCCAUGAUUGGCGCGGCGAUGGGUGCCAUCGUGUACGACUUCAUGCUGUUCCCCCGCAUGCGUGGCCUGUCUGAGAGGCUAGCCACUCUGAAGGGCAGCCGGUCCCCAGAGGAAGAGAACCAGCAGGAAACCCGCGGGGAGCCCAUCGAGCUCAAGACCCAAGCCCUAUAAACCUGCACACAGCUGGGGGAGCAGAGCCAGGCUCAGCCUCCCCUCCUCCAACCUGCCGGAACACUUCCCCCCCACCAAAGACCAACACCUGCCCUUCCACCCCCCUGUCAUAAACACACAUAAAAACAUACACACACUUACACUAAGUUGCACAUGCUCAUACAACGAGACUCUAAACUAAUGAACUAAUCCUAACACUGCUACACAGGGACAGGCAUGCACUGUGAUAGGCAACCAAACCUCCGAACCAACUAACACACAGUCAGACACCCCCUCAGUCUGAGGGGCAGACCAACUAAUACGCAGACUAACACAGGCACGCAUGCAAGCACACAGGUGCAGCCUAGCCUCCAGGACUGUGCUCCUGCAGAGAUCACACAGGGGGGCGCAAUAAACCUGGGGCAGAAUUCCUAUACCCCUCCAUUACGGAAGUGGGUCUGAGGGUAGGCUGUUGUGUGCUGGGUAGGCCAUCAUAAGGAAAGAGGAUGGGUGUGGGUGGUUGUAAGGUGGGGGGUGGGGUAGGGGUGGUAUUGGGGGUCUGUGGAGGGGGCAGCACUCAGAUUCUACACUCAUGACAGGGGUGAGCUAGAACAGUGAACUUGGGCAUGCUUUUUCAUUUUUUUCAUCUGAUUAUGAUCUCAUUUUUUCCAUUUUUUGUUUUCUACAAUACGAGAUGUGGAUGUAUGAUACUAGAGUUAACCAGGGUUUUAUUCUUCCAUUCAUUUUCAUUUUAUUUGUGUGUGUGUGUGUGUGUGUG